Dermacentor silvarum is the source of this 2971-nucleotide messenger RNA. RefSeq names its product b(0,+)-type amino acid transporter 1-like. Gene Ontology annotation, cellular component: membrane. The transcript is spliced from 6 exons. Gene Ontology annotation, molecular function: L-amino acid transmembrane transporter activity. Lineage: Eukaryota; Metazoa; Arthropoda; Arachnida; Ixodida; Ixodidae. Bases 515 to 2119 code for a protein of 534 amino acids. The record is from RefSeq and is a predicted model, not a curated record. Gene Ontology annotation, biological process: amino acid transmembrane transport.
GGCAGCGGAGGCGGUUUAGGCAAGCAAUGGACGCGUCACCACGAGAUCAAACAUGGCAGCGCCCACGGGAUCGCCACUAAAAUGGUCAAUAGUCGCAGUUCAAAAUGCAUAUUAGCUACUUGCGAGCCAGCUCCUUUUGGCGUCCCUGAGUGGUACUUUGGGUCUCGGUAAAAGCGUUGAGCAAAGCCCAACUACCCACUUUCCUGCACACACUGACCGAUGUAGAUUAAGCUACCUAAGUUAUCCUCGUACAGUUGCUGCGAAGCGGUAGGAAUUCGAACUCGAGCAUCAGUCAAACUAUAUUAGGCCAGACUGAUUUAUAAACUCUGGAGAGUCUGAUGCGUCUGUACCUCCCUUUCCGACCUACAUGCAUUUACGAGUACAAGAAAUCCCGUGAGUAGCAUCGCCUUCCGAAUAACCAUCCAGAGAAUCUCAUCGAAAUACGCCAGGGUUCCGUGUGUUGUCUUCCCCAAACCCACUCCGCCACGCACUUUCGCUGCACAACAUGUGAGUAAUGUUCGCACACACUGGCGGGUCCCGCGCGAGCGCAGGGUCUACAGUGAGCAGUGUCGAACAAGACAAGGCGCCGAAGCCACCCUGUGCCUCGCCGACCGAAGAUAAUGUCAAAAACCAAACCUCUGCCGCCCCCCGAGGAACGCCAUCGGCAGAGCCCGCCGAGAAGGCGGCCCUCAAGCGACAAGUUGGACUGGGAAGCGCCAUCGCCCUUAUUAUUGGAAGUAUCAUUGGUUCGGGAAUUUUCGUUACACCUAGCUCCGUAUUCAGAAAUUCUGGCUCCAUUGGAGUAGACCUGCUAGUAUGGCUUGUUUGUGGAAUCUUGAGCAUCAUAGGCGGUCUGUGCUACGCUGAGCUGGCGACGCUGCUGCCGACGUCUGGCGGAGACUACGCCUACCUGACGGCUGCCAGCAAAGUUCUGGGUCGCUUCGGUGACGUGCUGCCCUUCCUCCAGAUGUGGUGCUACUCUCUGGUUUUGGAUCCAAUGAGCGCCGCCCUGCAGGGACUGACCUUCUCUAGCUACGCGCUGAGCGUCGUUUAUCCAACCUGCCAAACAGCCUACGAGUUGACCGUGCUCGUCGCGCUGAGCUUCACCACUCUGGCAACUGCUGUAAACUGCUUCUCCGUGAAGAUUUCUGCGAGAGUUCAAGACAUCUUCUCCAGCAUCAAGUGCCUCAGUUUGAUAUCAGUAAUUAUUACUGGAUCAUUAUUCGCUUUCACUAGUACUCACAACCAUUUCCAAGAAGAACCAUUAUUCAGCAAGCCAGAGUCUGCGAGCCGACUCGUCCUCGCGUUUUACGGUGCACUCUACUCGUACGGAGGAUGGAAACAAAUAUGUCUAAUCGCUGAAGAGGUUGCCGAGCCAAACAAGAACAUUCUGAGAGCCGCCUUGAUUGGUAUCCUAUCGGUGACUGCCAUCUACGUGCUGACGAACGUCGCCUACUUCGUCGUUCUGGACCCCAACACCUUCGCCACCUCCGAAGCCAUCGCCGUGUCCUUCACCGCCGCCACGUGGGGUGCCAAGGCCACCGUCGUCAUACCAGUCGCCGUUUCCAUAAGCACGUUCGGCACGCUUUGUGCUGGUUUCUUCAGCUCUGCACGCGUCAUCCUAGCCGCGUCCAGACAGGGACACCUUGCACCUGUCUUCUCCUGCAUCACCAUCCAGUCAUCGACACCCGUGGCUGCGAUUAUGCUUCGUGGCACUCUGGCCCUGGCCUUUACAUUCAUCGGUUCCAUUUCAUACUUGAUCGAGGGAGCAGUGUUUCUGGAAAAUGUCUGGGAGAUUGUGGUGCUGCUGUGCCUCUUCGUCCUCCGGUACACAAUGAAGGACGCCCACAGACCUUACGCCGUUCCGCUUCCUUUGGCCGUCAUCAAGUUCUUGGUGUCUGUCGCGCUGGUCGUGAUACCACUGCUGCGUCCCGUCAACUACGUGCAGUACGUGGUCAUUCUGGCCGUGUUGGUCGCCGGUGGUGCGUACUAUGCUGUGUUCGUAGUGUUUUCGUGCAGUGUUCCAGGAACUAAACCCAUCACACGGUUCAUUCAGAAGUUACUGCUUUCGGUUCCUUGCACGAAUGACCUGGAGAUCAUGUUGAAAGAGAAGCUGUGAGAAACGUGAGCGUUGCUGUGGUUAGCAGAAAGCGUUACUCUGCGUGGGUAAUACCGGAUAUGUCUACGGCCACGUGUCAGAAGAAAUCCUGUUAACGAUGGUAAGCAGCUGUCCGCUUACAUGAUCAAGGCCUGACAACUACCAAUUCCGCUUCGCACCUUAGCCACCGAUAGAAUGCAUCGAUGUCUGAAGCAUGUCGCCGUCAGGAUGCACAUAACAAACGCAGAACUAAUGGCGUUCAGAAUGCGUUGCUUGCUUUGUGAGAGGCGCAUGUUUUUAGAAAACACUACGGAAUAUAUUGGCAACCAUUGUUCUGCGUUACCCUUUACCUACCUCCGAGAACUCGAGAGAAGUGAGAGGUGUUCAAAAGUAAUGCCGCUGUGCAAUUUGGUUGGCAUUUUUCUAUUGAGCACGAGGUCGUCAUAUCGAAUAAGGGCCUCGGAAGCAGCUUUUCCAUUGAGAGCAAAAGGCAAAAAGCUAGUGCAUUUUUAUAUAAUGGAAAGGUAGAUGAACCGUGAUAACCAGUCUCUAGUCUUCUAAUAUAACCUCCUUCAGGGUUCCUUGUCCAUCCCUCUAUCGUUCCCCGUUUCCCUUUCUUAGUGCAGAGGAGCAUGUUAGAGCUAGCCCUAACACAUAUGAAACUUUUGUGUUCUCGUACAACCAUACGAGAUUAUUGUAUAUGUGGCAUAUGUGUCAUAUGAGCUUUGUUAAUUAUAGGUAUUGCUCAUGUUCAGUGCGACUUCUCUGCCUUUAUGUAAAUAAAUUCAUCCACUACUACUACAACGCUCUCAAGAUGUUCCAGAUGUUUUCCGUACGCAUUGGUCGUGACCAGUGCUUCUAUAACUUGUAUAG